Messenger RNA from Perca flavescens (yellow perch), 3981 nucleotides. RefSeq names its product calcium channel, voltage-dependent, alpha 2/delta subunit 4a (gene cacna2d4a). Gene Ontology annotation, molecular function: voltage-gated calcium channel activity. The transcript is spliced from 40 exons. Lineage: Eukaryota; Metazoa; Chordata; Actinopteri; Perciformes; Percidae. Bases 268 to 3627 code for a protein of 1119 amino acids. Gene Ontology annotation, cellular component: voltage-gated calcium channel complex. The record is from RefSeq and is a predicted model, not a curated record.
CGUCUGCAUUAACUAGUUUCUAUUUACAAGUCCAAGAGUUGAUGAAUCAGAUGAAAACUUAUUCAUAGAGUAAUAAUGUUUUGUACUUGGUUGGGGGUUUAUGGUUCUGUCUCUUUUUUAUGGCUUUGUUCAUACACAAAAGAGUUGUUCUGCAUUCAAACUGUAUUUAAGAAGAAAUCUCCAUGUCAUAUUUUUCUAAAUGACAUGGCAAGACAAGUUGGAACCAUAAGCUCUACAGAGGCAUAGCGUGCAACAAUUGCUGGACUGAUGCAGAUUGCGGCAGCUGCUGGGAUGAACCGCUGGAGCUGGGGAACCGCUGGCAAUGCCAGUAAAUCGGACAAAAGUGGGCCGCACAGAGGGAGGCUGAUGAUGCUGCUGUGGAUUAUCCUCUCCAGCUCACUGUGCCGGAUGGUCGACGGCCAGAUGAAGCUUUCACCAGAAACGGUGCAGCAGUGGGCUGUAUCCUUUGGCAAAGAGAUGGCCGCCCUGUCCACCAGAUACUCUGGAGCUAAACUGCUGCAAAAGAAAUACAAGGAUGUCGAGGGUAUGGUGAAGAUAGAGGAGGUGGACGGAGAGGAGCUAGUAAAAAAGUUUGCUGAGGAGAUGGAGGAGAUGCUUGGGAGGAAGAUGAAAUCUGUGAAGAGGUUAGCAGAAGCAGCAGAGGAUGCUGACCUUUACCACGAGUACAAUGAAACACUGGAGUUUGAAUACUUUAACUCCCUGCUGAUCAACUCGGUGGAUGAAGAUGGGAAUUCAGUGUCGCUGGGAGGAGAAUUCCCUCUGGAGAAAAAUGAACACUUUGAUAAACUGCCAGUCAACACACAACUGAGUAACAUACAAGUCCCUACUAAUGUUUACAACAGAGAUCCAGCUAUUCUGAACGGAGCCUAUAUGUCUGAGGCUCUGAAUGACGUGUUCAUUGAUAACUUCCAGAAAGAUCCAACUCUCACCUGGCAGUACUUUGGCAGCGCUACAGGCUUCUUCAGACUGUACCCAGGGAUCCAGUGGAUUCCAGAUGAAAAUGGUGUGGUCACCUUUGAUUGCAGAAACAGAAACUGGUAUAUCCAGGCAGCCACUUCGCCUAAAGAUGUGGUAAUCGUGGUGGAUGUCAGUGGCAGUAUGAAGGGACUCAGAUUGACCAUAGCCAAACACACCAUCAAUACAAUCCUGGACACGCUGGGAGAAAAUGACUUUGUUAACAUAAUAGCUUACAGUGACUAUGUUCGCUACGUGGAGCCCUGCUUCAAGGGCACGCUGGUACAAGCUGAUCUGGAUAACAGAGAGCAUUUCAAGUUAUUGAUUGAAGAGCUUCAUGUCAAAGGCGAGGGCAAAGUGAAAAAGGCAAUGAAGGAGUCUUUCAAGAUCCUCAACGAGGCUGCAGCGCAGGGCCAGGGCAGCCUAUGUAACCAAGCCAUCAUGCUGAUAACGGAUGGAGCAAUGGAGGACUUCCAGGAUGUUUUUGAAGAGUUCAACUGGCCAGAACGACGGGUUCGAGUGUUCACCUAUCUGAUUGGACGAGAGGUGACAUUUGCUGAAAAUGUUAAAUGGAUUGCCUGCAACAACAAGGGGUACUACACACACGUCUCCACACUGGCUGAUGUCCAGGAAAACGUUAUGGAGUACCUCCAUGUUCUGAGCCGGCCAAUGGUCAUUAACCACGAUCACGACAUCAUCUGGACUGAGGCCUAUAUGGACACUGUGCUGUUCAACAGUCAGGCCCAAAGCCUGCUUCUGAUGACCUCGGUAGCCAUGCCUGUGUUCAGCAAGAAAAAAGAGACUUUGUCUCAUGGGAUUCUGUUGGGAGUGGUAGGAGCUGAUGUGGCCUUGAAAGAACUGAUGAGAUUAGUUUCAAGAUACAAGCUGGGUGUCCAUGGUUACGGCUACCUUUUAACCAACAACGGCUACAUCCUGUCCCACCCUGACCUACGACCUCUGUAUAAAGAGGGGAAGAAGCUAAAGCCAAAACCCAACUAUAACAGUGUUGAUCUGGCAGAGGUGGAAUGGGAAGACACCGAGGAGAAACUGAGGACCGCCAUGGUUAAAGGAGAAACUGGAACGAUAUCUUUAGACGUGAGAACUUCAGUGGAUAAAGGAAUGAGAGUAAUGUUCCUGAAGAAUGAUUACUUCUACACUGUCAUCAACGAGACACCAUUUAGUCUGGGUAUAGUGUUGACUAGAGGAUAUGGACAGUAUAUCUUCACUGGAAACGUCUCUGUUGAGGAGGGUCUCCAUGACUUAAUGGCUCCAGACCUGACCAUAGCCAAUGAAUGGACCUACUGUGAGACAGACAUUGACCCGGCCCACCGUAAGCUUAGCCAGCUGCAGGCUGUGGUGCGAUACCUCACUGGUAAAGAACCAGAUCUGGAGUGUGAUGGGCAGUUGUUGCAACAAACUCUUUUCGAUGCUGUGGUCACAGCUCCUAUGGAAGCCUACUGGACCGCUCUCAUGCUCAACACAUCUGGUAUGGAAGAGGGGGUAGAAACAGCAUUCUUGGGGACCCGAUCAGGCCUGUUGAGAUUCCAGAGAUACACUGGUAUGGAGAAAAGAACAGCCAAGUCUUUCCUGACCUCCACAGACAAGGAGAAUAUGUUUACAUUGGACCAUUUCCCAGUGUGGUAUCGCAGAGCAUCCGAGUACCCAGCUGGACAGUUUCUGUACUACAUGCCCAGACAGGAAACUAGAGCAGGGAGGAUCGUGAUUGCUGCUACUGCUGUCACUGUUACGGUGGGCAAGAAAACUGCCAUCGCUGGAGCCAUCGGUGUCCAGAUGACUCUGGAUAUGAUGGAGUCCAAAUUCUGGGCCAUUGCAGCACAGCCAAAUGACACAGAUUGCUCUGAUACUGAUGGAGUUUGUCCUCUUCGGUGUGACAGCUUUGAUAUUGCAUGCUACGUGAUUGACAAUAAUGGCUUUGUCCUAAUUUCUAAACAGCGCAGUGAUGCGGGAAGAUUCUUUGGCGAGGUUGACGGAUCUGUGAUGACAACGCUAAUCAGAAUGGGCAUGUUUAAAAGGGUGUCCUUGUUCGACUACCAGGCCAUGUGUAAGAUGAACUCGCACUCUGUCAGCAGCGCACGUCCACUUCUCAGUCCGUUCUAUGGUUUGGCUUCAGCCCUCAAGUGGUUCCUCUCCAACUUCCUACUGUUUCUCCUGGAGUUUAAUAUCUGUGGCUUCUGGCACAUGGAGCAUUUCGCUGACGCCAAGCCAUCUUUCAGCUUGUCCUCAGCUCAUAAGAAAAGAGGGGACAUCCUGCAGCCGUGUGACACCGAGUACCCCAGCUUCGUCUACGAGCCAUCAGUCAAAGAGACCAACAGCAUUAUUAAGUGUGGACGCUGCCAGAAGAUGUUUGUGGUGCAACAGAUACCUGAGAGCAACCUGUUGAUGUUGGUGGUGCAGGCAGACUGUGACUGUUCCAGACAGUACCCACCCCUCACCAUGCAGCCCAAAGAAGUGAAAUAUAAUGCCUCAGUGAAGUGUGACAGGAUGAGGUCCCAGAAGAUUCGCCGACGCCCCGAGUCCUGCCACGCCUACCACCCCCAGGAGAACGCCAAUGACUGUGGAGGAGCUUCUAUUAUAUCUCUCUCUGCCUCUCUCUUUCUCACCUGCCUCUCCUUCUUGGCACUUGUCUCCUGAUGAUGGACAACUUUGCUGUUUUACCCUUUCUCAUAUAAAGGAGGAGAUUGGAAUGAAUCAAGAGAUGUGGUUGGACACUGGACACCUCAAGUGGAUUUUAAAAAAACUAAUUCUGCACAUUUUGUUAAUGACAACCACAAACCUUGUCUCUACUGAAGGACCAUUGAUGUGGUUUUUGAGCAUUUGUUACUCCUGCAAAUUAUUACACUUGAACUGAAAACUGCAAAGGAAGCAAGUGAAUGGGCUGUUGUUGCCAUGGAUAAUUUUCCCAUUAGUUGCUUUCUCAUACAUCAUUUUGCAUCUCAAAAUGAAAAGGGACUAAAGAGAUGCAGGUGGUAGCUAUGACGUGCAUUG